GCACUGGAGGAGCAGCGGACGCAGAGGGGACGGGACUCAGAGGGGACGCGCGGGAACCAGAAUCAAACAGGGAAACAGCCUCUCCACAAACCCAAAAGCACCUCAAGUCUGACCUUUGAUGGGAAGAACUCUUGAAGCCAUGACUGCCUCGUGGCUGCUCUCUGCUCUCGCCUUUGCCCUCCUCCUGGUCAGACAGGGCAGAGCCUGGUCCUACCAUGCCUCCUCGGAGCUCUUGACCUUUGACGAGGCCAGCGCCUACUGCCAGAAGCAUUACACCCACCUGGUGGCGAUUCAGAACCAGGAGGAGAUCCAGUACCUGAACUCCAUACUCAGCCACUCACGCAAUUACUACUGGAUCGGGAUCCGCAAGGUCGAAGGCCAGUGGGUCUGGAUAGGCACCGGGAAGCCUCUGACGGAGGAGGCCGCGAACUGGGCUCCCGGGGAGCCCAACAACAAGCAGGCCAACGAGGACUGCGUGGAGAUCUACAUCAAGCGGCCACAGGGCCCGGGCCAGUGGAAUGACGAGCGGUGCAGCAAGGCCAAGCGCGCCCUGUGCUACACAGCUGCCUGCACCCCGUCGUCCUGCAGCGGCCAUGGGGACUGCGUGGAGACCAUCAACAACUACACCUGCCAGUGCCACCCCGGCUUCCGUGGCUCCCAGUGCGAGCAGGCGGUGACCUGCCCGGCCCAGGACGCCCCUGAGCACGGACGCCUGGAGUGCACCGAGCCCUGGGGGAGCUUCAGCUACAACGCCUCCUGCGCCGUGAGCUGCGAGGAGGGCUACCGGCCCAGCGGCCCCCGGGCCGCCCGCUGCACCGCCUCCGGGGUGUGGAGCGCGCCCCUGCCGGGCUGCGAGGUGGCCCAGUGCCCCGAGGUGACGCGUCCCGCCCACGGCUCCGUGGACUGCUCCCGGGGCCCCGCGGCCUUCCCGUGGAACACGACCUGCGCUUUCCGCUGCGAGGACGGCUUCGCGCUCGUGGGGGCCCCGCGCCUCCGGUGCACCGCGGCGGGGCACUGGGACCACGAGGAGCCCACGUGCUCAGCCGUGACCUGCGGUGCCCUGGACCCCCCUCCGCACGGCUCCGUGAGCUGCAGCCUCUCCCCCGCCGGGGAGCUCUCCUUCGGGUCCUCCUGCAGCUUCGCCUGUGAGGAGGGCUUCCUGCUGCGGGGGGCCGCCCGCGUGGAGUGCACGGCGCAGGGGCAGUGGGCGCAGCCGGCCCCGCUCUGUGAAGCUUCCCGGUGCAAAGCCCCAUCCAGGCCCGAGAGGGGCCACGUGAGCUGUGCCCCCAGCGCUUCCGGAAGCUUCCAGCCCGGGGCCAGCUGUGCGUUCUCCUGCGAGCAGGGCUUUGUGCUGACGGGACCCGCGAGGCUCCAGUGCGGCCCCACGGGGCAGUGGGACAGUGCGGAGCCCACUUGUGAAGCCGUGAGAUGUGACCCUGUGCCCCGGCCCCGGAGCGGCUGGGUGCGGUGUCGCCACGCCCCUGCCGGGGAGCUCACCCCCAGCUCCUCCUGCGCCUUCGGCUGCGAGGAUGGCUUCCAACUGCACGGGGCAGCUCGCCUGGAGUGCACGGCUCGGGGACAGUGGACACAGGAGGCCCCCUCCUGCCAAGUGGUGCGGUGCUCACACCCGGCAGUGCCCGGCAAGGUGGCCGUGAGCUGCGAUGGGGAGCUCGUGUUCGGCGCUGAGUGCACCUUCGCGUGCCCCGAGGGAUGGACGCUCAAUGGCUCGGCGGCGCUGACGUGCGGUGCCGCAGGACACUGGUCCGGGAUGCUGCCCACCUGCGAAGCCCCCGCCCCGUCCAGCCUGCCCCUGGCCAUCGGGCUCUCCGCUGCGGGGACCUCCCUCCUGACGUCGGGGUCGUUCCUCCUCUGGCUCCUGAAGCGCCUUCGGAAGAAAGCAAAGAAGUUUGUUCCCGCCAGCAGCUGCCAAAGCCCUGCCUCAGACGGAUCCUACCAGACGUUAAUCUCAGUCCAAAAGGAAUCAGGAACACAGGUAAAGGAGGGAAUGAGAGCGAUGCCCUGAGGACGGCAGAGGCAGAGAGCUCUCCUUGGAUCUCAGACCUUUGUCACUUACUGCAGCUGGACUGCAGUGCCCCCGAGAACUUCAAAGGACCAAAGUCCCGUGGGCAAGGCCAGCCUGCCAGCAAAAUGACUCAGUUUUCUUUGUCCUGUUUUAAGGAUGUGCAAAGUGCUGGAUACCAGGGGGAAGGACAUUCUCUUCCAGACAAAAGCAAAGAGCCCAAGGCUCUGGAGUCUCAGAACUCCAUUUCUAACUCUCCCUCACUCCUGAUGAAAUCUUGGUGGAGAAACCCAGUAUUUUGUGACAUUGUUUCUUUCUUUUGUCCUUCAUCUGUAUAUAUAAAAGCCUAAGUUACUGAACGACCGGUUGACCAGUUGCUAUGACACACAGUGACCACCAUGGGGAAGACACUCAACACAGGAGCUGCCCCUUGGUGGUCAGUGCGCUCCAACAGUGGGAGCGCCACUCAGCUGACUGACCCAUCCCAGUGGCCCACCAUCCCAGCGGCCCACCAUCCUUGUGGCAGCCACUCCCUCCCUCAGUAGUCCUGCAGGUCCAGUUUCCAGAGAAUGGACCAGGCACUGAUUGACUGGUGCCGCCAGCACGAUCCCGACAGCACCCCAGGCCUCCUGGAAGUCGGCCUCGGGCACCACGGCUGCUUCCCCUCCCUAGAUGCUUCGCAAGGAAGACAUUAUAUAAAAGCGGUCUCCAGGUGGCUCCCGACAACCGGUGUGAACAUCAGCAGAAUGGAUCCAGAUCCUGGGCUAGCAAGAGCGUCCCAUCGCCUGCCUGGAGGGCUGAUCGCAUCCCGGCCACCCCUCUCACCCGCCUUGGGAUGGGUGCAUGAUCAGGACUGUCUUGGCGUGAGCCCGCGGCAGGUGCAGCAGCGUCGGGAUGAGCGGGAGCAGCAGGCGUCGUUGGCUGCCGGUUUCAGCCCUGAGGGACCCCAGCUGUGCACGAAUUGGUGCACCAGGACUCUAGUAGUGUUAUAACUACUGGUUAUAAAGUUGCUGUCAUGGGCUGAAUGAUAAUUGUCAAAAGUUUAGAGGAAGCAAAUUGUACAAAAAUAGUCUGUUACUGACUUGAAAAAAACAAAAACAAAAAACCAACACCUGCGUGGAGAUUAUCCAACAAAGCCUGAGCCACUUUGUUCCCUGUGGGACUCAGUGCUCUUUAAAGUGUUCUUAGAGAUAGCAUUCUUCUGACUUGCAUGGAGAUGUAUUCCAUGAUUCUUAAUUCAGUACUACACGUGUUACAGGGACUUUAGCAUAUGUAAGUGUUAGGACUAUGACCGGGCAACAAUCACUCUCCUAGAUCACCACCUCUUUAUUUAUUAACAGAUUCUAAUGUCGCAUCCGCAGUGACUUUAUUUCGAAAAAGGGCAAAUCCUAUCCCCUGACAAUGUACAGUGGUAAUUAGUGAACAUUGUUAAUUUUUUCCUACAGUUGCUUUUAAAAAACGGAGUAGUACCAGGGGAGUAAAAGCUAAGUGGCAGAUACUGUGCACUGUCAGUUAAUUUUUCAGAUAUUUGUGGUUUCCAUGAUGAAAAACUUCCAGGAGACCAAAUGUGCUGAUUUGGUAAAAGCAUACGUGCAAAGGAAUGAAGGUACCCUUUUGUGAAUGUCUUAUUCACCCGCCUGUAGGAAUAAGGAUGUGCCUUGCAUCCCCAAAAAGAUGUGUAUCGGAUGUGAUGUGUCAGCAUACAGUCUUGACUAGUGCAAGGCCCUGAGUCCACGAUAGGACCUGCCCGGUCCUGGGUUCACCCAGCGGGUUUUCACAAAGUGAAGAUGUCGAACGAUUAUUUCCCAGUUGUUUUCUUGUGUGCGAGGCUGUUCUUAAAGGGAGGGAAGCCUGGAUGAGCAAGUAUUUAUGUUUGUGUAGAAAGGAGCUUAAAACUCCUAAGGAAUCCAGCUAUUGAUCGCUGGCACUGAGAAGUGCUGUGAGUGACUGCAGGGCUGCUUCAACCUUGCAGGUGUGAGGGUCAAAGCUCCCUCACACCCCCGACGCCUCUGCAUGUGCCGAGGAAGCCACGCUCAGGGGGGCUGGGGCGCUUUGGCCCAGGCAAAGCCCGAAGUAAGAGGAGAGGCGAUAGGAAUCAGGACGGCAGGGGUUUUGAAGGGCAAAGGACCCUGGGAAAUAAGAGAAAGAGGAUGCAUGUGAAAUGUGUGAUCAGGAAAUGAAUGGCCAUUUUAUCUGAAACUGUCCAAAUGUAAAUGUUUAUGUUAUUGGGUUGGGAGUAGCUGUGUGAGAUAUAAGUGUGUCUGUGUUUGGGUUUUAUAAAGUAUUUUAAAUUAUGAUUUAAAAUAUUUUACAAUGUUUAAAAUAUGUAUUUAUUUAAACGUAUGUCGUACUUAUUGUAUUUGACUUGGCACUAUGAAGUUUGAUAAUAAACAUGUUUAUAUGUA
Molecule: messenger RNA, 4425 nt
Organism: Eptesicus fuscus (big brown bat)
Lineage: Eukaryota; Metazoa; Chordata; Mammalia; Chiroptera; Vespertilionidae
Gene: SELE
Product: selectin E
Exons: 14
Coding region: 119-2023 (634 amino acids)
Biological process (GO): response to cytokine; leukocyte tethering or rolling; heterophilic cell-cell adhesion
Cellular component (GO): membrane; external side of plasma membrane
Molecular function (GO): oligosaccharide binding; sialic acid binding
Source: RefSeq, a predicted model, not a curated record